UGGGCGAGGCUGUCCCAAGUUGCUGCCAAGGGUGCUGAAUAUAAUUCCCGUGAACGCCAGCCCCACCCAAAAUGUUUAGAAGGGACCCGGGUGGAUCUCCUUAACUACAUCCACGGAUCACUGGACGACCCAGAGAAGAAUCGGCUCAUUUGGCUGCAUGGCACGGCGGGCGAUGGAAAGUCUGCUGUUGCGUUCACUGUA
Molecule: messenger RNA, 201 nt
Organism: Suillus clintonianus
Lineage: Eukaryota; Fungi; Basidiomycota; Agaricomycetes; Boletales; Suillaceae
Exons: 1
Source: RefSeq, a predicted model, not a curated record